UGGGAUUGUGUCGCUAAGCCCCGGCCCUUCUGCCUCGCCGCCUUCGCUCGCUCAGCGCGGCCUGUUCCUUCCCGGCCCAUCGCCCCCGCCUCCAUUUCCCGCCCUCUCUUCACCACACACACGGCCCCCCCGAUCAUGGAUCCGGGCAGCGGCGGCGGCGGCGGCGGCGGCGGCGGCGGCGGUGGCGGCGGUAGCAGCAGUAGCAGCAGCGACUCGGCCCCCGACUGCUGGGACCAGGCGGACAUGGAAGCCCCCGGGCCGGGCCCUUGCGGCGGCGGCACCUCCCUGGCGGCGGCGGCGGCUGAGGCCCAGCAUGAUCACCUCAGCGCGGCCUUCAGCCGGCAGCUCAACGUCAACGCCAAACCUUUCGUGCCCAACGUCCAUGCCGCCGAAUUCGUGCCGUCCUUUCUGCGGGGUCCGGCCCAGCCGCCACCAACCCCACCUGGCGCCACCGCCAACAACCACGGAGCCGGCUGCGGCGCGGGAGGCCCUUCGGGUAAAGGGCCGGGAGCACCUGUGGAACCUUCUCAAGAGGAACAGCCAUUGUUGUAUGAAGGUUCAAAUUCAGCUGUUAGCAUGGAACUUUCAGAACCUGUUGUAGAAAAUGGAGAGACAGAAAUGUCUCCAGAAGAAUCAUGGGAGCACAAAGAAGAAAUAAGUGAAGCAGAGCCAAGGGAUGGUUCCUUGGGAGACGGAAAGCCCCUAGAAGAAAAUGCCCAAGAAAUGAUGGAGGAAGAAGAGGAAAUACCAAAACCUAAAUCUGUGGUUGCACCACCAGGUGCUCCUAAAAAAGAACAUGUAAAUGUAGUAUUCAUUGGGCAUGUAGACGCUGGCAAGUCAACCAUUGGAGGACAAAUAAUGUAUUUGACUGGAAUGGUUGACAAAAGGACACUUGAGAAAUAUGAAAGAGAAGCUAAAGAAAAAAACAGAGAAACUUGGUAUUUGUCUUGGGCCUUAGACACAAAUCAAGAAGAACGAGAUAAGGGUAAAACAGUAGAAGUGGGUCGUGCCUAUUUUGAAACAGAAAAAAAGCAUUUCACAAUUCUAGAUGCACCUGGUCACAAGAGUUUUGUCCCAAACAUGAUUGGUGGUGCUUCUCAAGCUGAUCUGGCUGUACUGGUAAUCUCUGCCAGGAAAGGAGAGUUUGAAACUGGAUUUGAAAAAGGAGGACAGACAAGAGAACAUGCAAUGUUGGCAAAGACAGCAGGUGUAAAGCACUUAAUUGUGCUUAUUAAUAAGAUGGAUGAUCCAACAGUAAACUGGAGCAAUGAGAGAUACGAGGAAUGUAAAGAGAAACUAGUGCCCUUUUUGAAAAAAGUUGGCUUCAAUCCCAAAAAGGACAUUCACUUUAUGCCCUGCUCAGGACUGACUGGAGCAAAUCUUAAAGAGCAAUCAGAUUUCUGUCCUUGGUACAGUGGAUUACCAUUUAUUCCCUAUCUGGAUAAUUUGCCAAACUUCAAUAGAUCAGUUGAUGGACCAAUCAGGCUGCCAAUUGUGGAUAAAUACAAGGAUAUGGGCACUGUGGUCCUGGGAAAGCUGGAAUCAGGAUCUAUUUGUAAAGGCCAGCAGCUGGUGAUGAUGCCAAACAAGCACAAUGUGGAAGUUCUUGGAAUCCUUUCUGAUGACGUAGAAACUGAUUCUGUAGCCCCAGGUGAAAACCUCAAAAUCAGACUGAAGGGAAUUGAAGAAGAGGAGAUCCUUCCGGGAUUCAUACUUUGUGAUCCUAAUAAUCUUUGUCAUUCUGGACGCACAUUUGAUGCCCAGAUAGUGAUUAUUGAGCACAAAUCCAUCAUCUGCCCAGGUUAUAAUGCGGUGCUGCAUAUUCAUACCUGUAUUGAGGAAGUUGAAAUAACUGCCUUAAUCUGCUUGGUAGAUAAAAAAUCAGGAGAAAAAAGUAAGACUCGACCCCGUUUUGUGAAACAAGAUCAAGUAUGUAUCGCUCGUUUAAGGACAGCAGGAACCAUCUGCCUUGAGACCUUUAAAGACUUCCCUCAGAUGGGUCGUUUUACUUUAAGAGAUGAGGGUAAGACCAUUGCAAUUGGAAAAGUUCUGAAACUGGUUCCAGAGAAAGACUAAGCAUUUUCUUGAUGACCCUGCACAAUACUGUGAGGAAAAUUGACUGCAAAAGCCUACUUCACACCGCCUUCUCUUAUUUCUGCCCAUUGACAAACCUCUCCCCAUAUUUUGCAAAGAGAAAAUUCACAGCAAAAGUCCACAUUAUGUCAGCUUUCUCAUAUUGAGAGCUCUGCUAUGCCACUGUUGAAUUUUUCCCCAAGAUUUUUUUCUUCCCCUCUCAAACUCUGCUUCCUUGGACAGAUUUGGCAAUAGCUUUGUAAGUGAUGUGGACCUAAUUGCCUACAAUAAUGAAAACCUACAGAAUUUUUUUUUUUUUUCCUUCAUUUUCCCCUUAGGCAUAUUUAGGCUUUUUUUCUCCCAGGCAGAUCAUUCUGAGUGUGCGAGUGUGUGUGCACAUGUUAAAAACACAACUACCAUGUUAAUAAAAUAUUCAAUUUGAAAUCCUUUUCGGUAUUUGAAUUGCUUUUAAAUAAUGUUUUUUAUCUGGAUGUAACAUUGUUGCAUUAGCUUUUUAACUUAACCAAGUAAUUGAAUACAUUUUAUUACUUGGAUUUUUCUAAACUCUUCCCCGACCCACUACUUUAAAUGAGGCAUUUACAAACAAUGUUCAAGUUUGUAUUAAAGGAAUUAGUUUGACCCCUUCUUUUGAUGGUUAAUGCAUAAAUACAAUUAAAUACCUUUUUGCAACUGUGACACUGCUUUAUUAGGUCUAUCCUUAUUUUAUGCUAAUUUAUAUUUUAACAUGAUUUCUUAAACACAGUAUGUUUAAAAUAGAACAGCAUACUGUAGUUUUUAUAAGUAAGCAUAAUGAAAUUGUACCCCUACAGGAAAUUCCAUUAACUCAUUAAAUCAGUGGAAUUUAUAAUAAAGAAAGCAUGUUGAGACCUGGCACAAAUGCCUCCUUUAGCAUUUAUAAGAGCUGCAUGCAUCCAGUAUGAAAACUAUUGAUUUUACAAGUGCCAGUUCUCCAAGGUCCUCAGUUCAUUCUUUGUAUCAGUAACUAAAGGUUGGAUAAUCCUUGCUGAUUAAAUCUCAGUCUAGGAACUAAGUGAACAGAGUCAUCAGAAUUUGCACAGACUGAAAUUUACAGUGAUGAGCAGAAUCAAGCACAGUUGAAGUUUUAUCUCAAUUAUUUGAAAUUGAGUUUUCUUAAAGUAUGAAGCUGAAAUUUGUUAAACCGUUAUUUAGACAAACCACACAAUGUGGUGAUUUUUAGAUUGAAGGCUGUAUUUCUGCUGUAACUAUCAUGACUGAAAUUUUUUAAGAGGAUAUAAUGGGAAAUAGAAGACACAAUUUCUGGAUUCUUUGGAAGUCCCCUUGAUUUUUAGUGGUGCCAUUCAUUGAAAACUUGGCCACUUUUAGAUUGUCAUUUAACUCUAAAUAAGAUACUUUGUAAUUGUAUAAUUAAUGGGAAAUCCUCCUUAUAAUCUUCCUCCUCAGAAAAGAAAAGCCUAGUUAGACUCUAACUUGAUGUUACCCUGUUUUCUUAAUUAUGGAAUCCCCAUUCAUUUCACGAAUGAGGGAACAUUUUAUGGACAGACUCGUUAUUGUCCUGCAGCUUCCUAUAACUAUACUUAUGGCUAUUUAAUUGCAUGAAAUUUAAAUAAAUUUUAUUAUGCUUGCAAAUCUCUGGGCUUUUAUUUUUCUGGGAAAUAGGAGAGCUUUAAUCAGGAUAUAACAACUUUGUACUUCCAAGUUAAUAAGAACAAAAUACUAGCAACUGCUUGGAUUUUUAACGAAUCACUGAAAUUAUUUCCAAAGAUAGAUUUUCAUUUUAAAAUUGAACACAUUUUUAAAAACCAAUUAUGUUUGCUGUUAAAACAUUUACACUUUUAGAAUAUUCCUGUGCAUGUUGCCAAGACUGUUAAGUAAACCACAUGGAUAUCAACUGAAGGGCCUACCUCUAAAAAAUAAGACAUAAUUUUAAAAAUACAGUUGUAAUUUUAAAAUAAAAAUUUCAUUGGAUUGUACCACAUUUGAGCAAAUAAUAAUUGGAUUACUUAGAAGAAAUGUCAAUGUUCAAUUAACCAAUUACCAUACAUUUUAUGGGGUUUGAAGUUCAUUGAGGCAGUUUUCCCAUUUAAAACUGAUGCAUUUUAAACUCCCCCAGCCAUACUGGCUCAUUAUUUCCAUGAGGAAAUAAACUGUCUGAGGUGAACUGGCAGUGUGUGGAGAUGUUGGGCCUUUAAAGAGCAAUACAAAUUCCUAUUUUGUCAUUGUCUUUUGCAAUGCAGUAUGCUUUUGUGGAAGACAAUGAAAAAUAGGGCAGUUGGCUAUAUAUUUAGGAUAUUACAGACCUAAACAUUAUUCUUUACCUUUAGCAUAGAUAGGUUAGAAUCAUUGUUUCCUUUGCAUCUUUUUCCAGUAGUGAAGCUUUUUCUCUAACUUUCAAGUGAGAUUAUUUAAUUAUAAUUUUUAAAUUAAUAAACUGAAUUUAAGUGAAAAGAUGUCACUGAAAUAAACCUAAUUGUCAUUUUAAACCCUUAUGUGGGGGAAGGAAAACAGCAAGUUUGUAAGAUGCAAAAAGGACUUUUUAAGCAAAAAUCUAUGUAAAUUCACACCAGAAGAGUUGUACUGAGUGUGUAUUGCCAUGAAAUUAAGCAAAUAGUAAAGUGGUCUUGAAUAAUUAAACCCAUGUGUAUUUCUUUGUUUGAAUUGAAAGUCUUGAAAUAUGUGAUAAAUGAAUGUAAAAAUUUUGUAAGCUGUCAAAGAGUACAGGUUGUUCAUUGUAACAUAGGGUUAUUCAUACUUGUCUGCUAGUUACAUAAACUAGAACUGCUUUUAGAAUAUGGGACUUUGAACGGCUGUAAUUGAACAAUUACUGGCAUCCUCAGCUGGAGCGCUGCAAAUAUUUUGGGUCUUACUUAAAACCAGAUGCACUUUCACAACCUAAGAAAAAGGUGAAUAUCAUCAAAAAUUGCUCCUCUGAUGAACUUUUGAAAAAAAUUCAGUUAAACUCACUGGUGAUCUUCAGGAACACUAGUCAUGUGACUAAGUACUCUCUGAUCCUUGAUGACUACUACAAUGACAGCACUCCAGCACCUUUCCUCACUGGCAUGGACUUUCUCAUGGAAUGCUGCUUCAUGGAUGAUCACUUCAUUGCUUUGGGUGGGGAUUAAGGUAGUCAAGGGGGGAAAUACACAGUUUUUAUUACCGUUCUUAACAUAAAGCAACGUUCAACCUUUAAAACUCUUUAUGAAAACUCUGGUUACAGCACUAUAGUUCUGGUUGUAGGAUGAUUAAAUGUUAUAUUCAGUGUUGGCCUCCCUUAUCAGAACAAACUGUGCCAUUAAUCCUCUCACAGACAUAUGUAAGGUAGAUAGCAAUCAACUAGAUUUUGGGGGAUGAUUUUUUUUACACCAAAUAAUAUACUUUAUUUCUCCAGCUAACUUUUCAAUGAUUCUAGCAGAUGCCAUCUAAUAUAUUCAUUAUCUUGUUUCUUUCUUUGGCAAUCUUGCUAUGGCAGCAACUUGGUAAAUAAGUGUGAUUACAUAUGCACAACUCAGACGACUUAAUAGGUUUAAAGUUAACAGUCAGUUGGUUAUAUUAGAUUUCAUAAUAAAUGUAAUAGGAAGUAUUUUUAUUUUCCAGUACAGUUCAGUGGAUUCCAUUUGAACCAAUUACUGCCAGAAUUCAGGCAGGGUAGAUUUGGUUCAACUUUUGAUGGAUUUGGCUCUAGGAUAGUCUUGAUUUUCAGUAUCCUAGAACAUAUUGAGUCUUCCCUACAAUAAAUACACUUUUCACAUACCUCUAAUCCUAUGCUUCCUUGAAACAUUAACAUACUAGCUGAAGUGUUUACUAAGAAAUCAUAAGGGCCUGCAGGUGUGGGAGUGGAGAUUAAAAACUUUACCUCCAGUAUAAGGGAAGAGCAGAUAGGCACUAUGUAUGAGAAGGCAGAAAAUGCCAGGACUUCUUAGGCAGCCCUUGGAAUGUAAUGUCUUCUCUGCCUUGUUGUACGUGCCACUGUGCCCUUUAAAACUUAACAUGGACACCUCAGGUUUAUGGACAGCAAAAAUGGAAUGACGUUUGUUUCCUGAGGCCCUCUCCACCAGGCACGGUAGCUUCGUGCUUCAGAUGUCAGCCCAAGUCCUUGCUACCUCCUUUCCUGCUACCCAUGGAGGAGGGUUUGUGCUGAAGCUGGAGCUCUUCAUGCCUCAGGGGACUGCCCUUGCCUCCAUUUUCCUCUCAUACAUUAGGUGAAAUUGAGGUCCCAGCCUGGAAGGUCUGCAGUUUUGUUUUUUUUUUUAAGUAGGGAGGAUUACAGGAAACUGGUUAGGUUGUGAAUUUUUUUAACCUAAUUCCAAAGCAUAAAAGAAUAUGUAGGAAUUACGGGAGUCCAGAGGUCAACUUUUUUUAUGAUUUGUAGCUACCUACUGUGCCUGAAUUGGUGCCUGUGUGAGGAUUAAGCCCCUUAGUCUGCUCUUGCAAUUAUUCAAAUUACUGAAGUAAAAAAGAAAUGCUUUUGUAAUAACAAUAAAAAAUUGUCAUCUUCCCUUUUGAA
This is a messenger RNA of Choloepus didactylus (southern two-toed sloth), 6577 nucleotides long. It is a transcript of the gene GSPT1, whose product is annotated as G1 to S phase transition 1. The record is from RefSeq and is a predicted model, not a curated record. Gene Ontology annotation, biological process: translation. The coding region runs from base 136 to 2076 and encodes 646 amino acids. Gene Ontology annotation, cellular component: translation release factor complex. Gene Ontology annotation, molecular function: GTPase activity; translation release factor activity; GTP binding. The transcript is spliced from 15 exons. Lineage: Eukaryota; Metazoa; Chordata; Mammalia; Pilosa; Megalonychidae.